AGAGACCAAUAAAGUCUGCGUCUUGGGGCCCCACGCGUGCCCUCGUGGCCGACGUGGCAUGCAGAGGAGAGCUGGAGAUAUUUUUCUCCCUGAUUUCAAUUUUUUGGAAGAGCAUGAGAUAGAUACUUUGUUUUCUUUCUCUGUUCCCACUAUCCAAGUGUUUGGCUCUGGUGAAGUGAAGGCGGUGGUGCGAAUGAUGGGUGAAGUGGUAGAGAGCAGCGAGGACGUGAAGGAGGUGAAAACAGAUAGCGAAACUGAGGAGAAGGAGGACGUGGAACGAAGGGCGGUGGAGAGGAGGAGGAAGAAGAAGGAGGGGAGUUCCAAGGGAAUGGCGGGAUGGGAGAGGUUCUUGCAAAGGAUAGCAUUGAGGGUUUUGUUGGUGGAAGCGGAUGACUCCACCCGGCAGAUUAUAGCUGCUCUGCUCAGGAAAUGCAGUUAUAAAGUUGCUGCUGUUCCUGAUGGUCUGAAGGCAUGGGAGAUACUGAAAGAGAAACCGCAAGACAUUGAUCUUAUAUUGACAGAAGUGGAUCUGCCAUUAAUAUCAGGAUUUGCUCUUCUUACACUAACUAUCGAGCACGAGAUUUGCAAAAAUAUUCCUGUUAUAAUGAUGUCUUCACAAGAUUCAAUUAGUACAGUACAUAAAUGCAUGAUGAGGGGUGCUGCCGACUAUCUUGUUAAGCCUAUAAGGAGAAAUGAGUUGAGAAAUUUGUGGCAGCAUGUAUGGAGAAGAAAAUCCUCAAUAAUUAUUGGUGGAGAUUUCCCCCAAGAUGAGAGUGUUGGAGAGCAAAAGGCUGAAGCAACGUCUGAAAAUAAUGCUGCAAGCAAUCAUGCAAGUGGGUACAUGGCUUGCGUUCCAAGAAACAAUGAACCCCUUGAGAAAGGAAGUGAAGCUCAGAGCUCUUGUACAAAGCCAAACUUGCAAGCUGAGAGUGCACAGAUGGAAAAUAUGCAGGAACUUUCAUUGUUGGCAAGGGGAAAACCUUUACUGGAGGAAACUGAGAAGCAUGAACCUGAUGCCAAUUUCAGUCAGAAACUGCUAAGACAUGAGAGUGAAACUCGAGGGAUGAUGGGAGGUGCAUGUGACAAUGAUCACACAAUAAACAUUUCCAAGGGUGCUAAAGCAGAAAGUCAAGGAAGGGAUGCUUUUGUUUCUUCUGAGGCUUGUGAUGCCAUUGCUGAAUCCUCCACAGAAUUAGAAGCCAUUGAUUUCAUGGGAACAUUUAAUAACCAACAUUCUUCUUCAGUUAAUGGCACAGUCAAAUUUGAUUCUCAUCCAGGAUUAAAUCUCACCUUGAGUUCUUAUCCCAAUCAUCUUGAGAAUCAUGUUACACAAGAAGUGCGUACCCUUUGGCACCCCAAGGCAUCGGCCUUUACAAGGUACACUAGCAGGCCAUCACAUCCUCUACAUUCAACAUUAACUAGUGUCAACAAUCAACAGAAAGAAUUUGGAAUUGAUUCCAAGAAAAAUUUGUCCAAUGUUGUAACUGGUUGUAACUCGGAUACUCCUAGUCUCACACUAAGUACUCUGAGCAGCGUGAUCUCUCUGGCUACUGCCCAAUCCAAACACACUGAACUAGUGGCUUCAUGCCCUCAGCAGAAAGUAUUUCCUGCGCUGGUUCAAGUGAAGGGUAUACGGCUGAAUAACCUCUGUGCUGGCUAUGAUUCAGUUCUUCCUCCAAGUUUUUAUAACAAAUCAAGUGCAUCUCCUGUGCCAAGUCCAAGUCCAAGUCCAAGUCCCUCAAACCAGCAGGAACAUGCUUUUCGUGUCAAUCCAUUUAAUAAGUCUGAACAGUUAUAUGACCAUCUUGUCCCAAAUGAAAAGCAUUCAACCAAUAAAGUUUUGCAGAAGCUGGAUAAAUUGGAUUCUUUUGAGAAUAAAUUGGAUUCUUUUGAGGAUAGAGGACAAAUUUCUCCUGCUACUGAUCAGAGCACAACUAGCAAUUUCUGUAAUGGAGCUAGAACUCAUCUUAAUGGUAGUGGCUGUGGGAAUGCUUGUGCAUGUAACGGAGAUGUCGAUCAGGUGACUGUUGUCAAUGCUUCUGUAGAGGGUAGAAAGGAAGAUGGUCUUCUCAGUCCUAGUGGAAACUCUGACCGAUCUAUCCAGAGAGAAGCAGCACUAACCAAGUUUCGCUUGAAGCGCAAAGAUAGAUGUUAUGAGAAAAAGGUAUGGGGUUUUAUAAUCAACUUAGCCUUCCUUUUAUGAUCUCUACCAGAGUUAUUUUGCUUAUUAGAAUCUAUUUUUUAUAUGAUGCAUGAACAUGUGUAAGAAAGUAUGGUUCUCAUGAUAAGAAUGGUUUUGGUAGUGGUGCUAUCCCUCAAUUGCCAAAUAAAAUGAAGAAUGAUACGGAUCUCACUUAUAUAGCAAGUGCAGCUUAUGUGAGGCAUAUAUUUUACGUGCAAAUAGUCAAUUCACAGGUUAGGUACGAGAGCAGAAAAAAGCUUGCAGAGCAACGUCCUCGAGUUAAAGGACAAUUUGUUCGUCUGAGUGCUGCCUGAUCCCUAUCCUGAAGAAACUCAGCAUCAGUAUGGUAGUUCAUCUAACAGCUAGCAUCCCCCCCAAAUAUGUAACUAUGGGUGACUGGUGGUUCAGAUUUACUUUCAUCCUUGCAUGUAAAAUUCAGGAAGAAAAAAGGGAGAGUCAUGACUCAUGAGGCACUACAAAAGAUGGUUUCUGACAUCACAUUCACAUUCCUAGGCAUUGUGGAUAUUGACACAGACUGUCAUGUAGCCAUGUACUUAAUGUAAAGUAGUAUAGUGACUUUCAAUUGCACGACUUUAUUUGUUUGCUCAUUCUUUAUUUGUUUCCUGCUAGAAUUGUUCAUUCAAAAUCCCAUAGCUAUAGUUACUAAAGAAAUUGUAACCUCACUCUUUACUAUUUUCCUUUGGUACAUACACCAUAUAUAUUCAAGCAAGGUUAUGCAUCUCUUUUCUUCUCCUCUCUAUCUCUGGUAUAUUAAAACAAUGCUAUACGU
Molecule: messenger RNA, 2972 nt
Organism: Rubroshorea leprosula
Lineage: Eukaryota; Viridiplantae; Streptophyta; Magnoliopsida; Malvales; Dipterocarpaceae
Source: the annotation of a GenBank genome assembly